AUGAACGGGGCCAAGGGUUUUCUACAUGAUGCCUGGCCCGGGGAAGCGCAGACCGAGCGACCACUAGACUGCACCCACUGGGCCACAGAUAGCGAAGCUCAUGAACAGCAAGCUUGCGAGACUACUAGAUGUCUAACCGACACAUUCGAAGAAGGGAGGUGGAAGCUUCUAUCAUUAUUUACCGGGUUCUCUUUUUUUGACCCACCUGAGCAUGCCCGUAUACACCGAACUUCGAGGGCUGUUUAUUCUUCUGAGCUGAGAACCAGAGUUACAAGGGAUCCGGGGCAUUCCAUCAAUGCAAUAUAUCGGUCCUACGUUAGAAGGCUUAGUUUCACAGUAAUCUUGGCGCGCCAAGGCUUGCGCCCCACAACCUGUCGGAACAUAAGAGGCAUGGCCCCAAAUGUAAACCCUCUGACCGGAAAGAUCCUCACUUUUACCGGGGCGUUUUCAGUAAGAUAUCAUGUUGCAGUUCAGGAUUAUAGAUUGGUCAUGACACCCACGCUCUUUUUUGAUAUAUCAGUCAAGCUAGUAUAA
Molecule: messenger RNA, 534 nt
Organism: Morchella importuna
Lineage: Eukaryota; Fungi; Ascomycota; Pezizomycetes; Pezizales; Morchellaceae
Exons: 9
Coding region: 1-534 (177 amino acids)
Source: RefSeq, a predicted model, not a curated record